AUGAUAAGCUCAACGGUCAUCUCGGCGGCAAGCUCGACGGUAGAAUCAACGACAAGCUCAUCAACAACCUCAACACCAACGACAAGCGUCCCAGUCGGUAAUUUUCUUAAACGAAAUCAUGUGUUAAGAUCUCGAAGGUGCUUCAUCUAAUACCUGCCUUCAUGUAACAACUGUACAGUGUAAAGUGCAUUCUGAAAGUUCCCACAACUCUUCGAAUGAAACCAGAUACUUUUCAAAGAAAGACUGCUCUGUUUCAUGUUAAGUAAGUUACAAGCGAGGUGUCGAUCAUCCCCAAAAUCUGACACAUCUGAACCGUUAUCCCACUGAAUAUUUUGGCAUACUGAUUUCCUUACAGCUAUGAUAUACACAUCGUUUGUCUGGUUCUUGUUCUAAACUUUUCUUUUUGUUGUUUACAUCGUUUGGCAUUAGUUCAUUUUUUUUGUUCUUGUGUCUUA
Molecule: messenger RNA, 455 nt
Organism: Didymodactylos carnosus
Lineage: Eukaryota; Metazoa; Rotifera; Eurotatoria; Philodinida; Philodinidae
Source: the annotation of a GenBank genome assembly